Sinocyclocheilus grahami is the source of this 1761-nucleotide messenger RNA. Its product is annotated as homer protein homolog 3-like. Lineage: Eukaryota; Metazoa; Chordata; Actinopteri; Cypriniformes; Cyprinidae. The record is from RefSeq and is a predicted model, not a curated record. The transcript is spliced from 6 exons. Gene Ontology annotation, molecular function: G protein-coupled glutamate receptor binding. The coding region runs from base 22 to 723 and encodes 233 amino acids.
UUUCAUGUCUCUUUGGUGGUGAUGGGAUUGUCUCUCUCUCAGCUGUCUCAGGUGCUGUCUGAGGACCGUCAGUCUCCUCCAUUGCUUGGUGUCAAUGGCUCCAGUGAGGACAAGUUGUUUCGCAGCAAGAGUGCUGAUAUGGAGGAAUCCACGGAGAAAGAACAGAUAAGGAAGAUGCUUUCUGAAGGGUCGAUAUGCGAGAGAAACUCAGAGGCUGAGCUGUUUUCUCUUCGGGACAGCAACACUAAGCUGGUAGCCGCUCUUCAUGAAGCUAACAGCAGCAUUGACCAAUGGAAAAAACUAUUAGCCGAGUAUCAGGAAGAAACCGAUCGCCUCCGAGAGCAGGUUGCAGAGCUGGAGGCUCAGAGCGGGGUUUCUGCUUCCAGUGAGACGGGCAGCGAGGAGCUCACACAGAAUAUGGCAGAGAUGGAGGCUCUUAUCCGAGCUAAAGAUGAGGAAAUAAAGAUUCUGCGAAGCAAGAAACCAGAUUUAAGUGAGCUGGAGACAGAAAGGGAAGAGGCCUGUCAAAGGAUACAGGACCUGGAAGUGAAGAACUCGGAGUUGGAUAAACGAGUACAAACAGCAGAGGGCGCUUUAGCUUCGUCCCAGGAUGCCCGGAGCAGGGCGGAGAGCGCGGUGCAGAAGGUCAUUGAAACUUUAGACGUCAAGAUCUACGACUUGAGCGACCUGCGGCAGAACCUAGCCAAGCUCCUGGAGAAAUGACCACUGCGCUCAGACAAACGUUACAUGGCAAUCAUGAGGUAGAUGAGAACUCGUUCUGUACUGGAAUCUUCCCAAGCUGCACAACUCAACGGUUCGUCACGGUACUAGGCUGGUAGUGAAAACUAGCAUGAAUUUAGGACAUAUUCAUUCCACAUUCGCUUCCUGAGAGCCAUGGGUGUAUCUUACCAGAUGUUUCUCGCACAAAACUGGGCCUUGAAAUAGUCACGAGGAAAAUCUUAAACAGACUAGAACUACUUUAGACCUGUUUAUUGCUACUAGAUAACAAUAUAGUUGUUAAGAUCUGUGACUAGUCUUCUAAAUAGAAUAAGACUUUGACCAGAACGUUCUGUAGAUAUAAGCUACCGUUCGAUGUGUUUACCAGUAUUAUUGUUAGAUGCAUAACUAGAACUGAAGAAAGAGAAUAUCUCACUAAUUACGGACACCAGCAUGUAUCUGUUAGGACGUUAAGUGGUUUAAAGGCUUAUGGCUCUGCAUUUGACAACUAGAGAAAGCACUAACAAAACAUGAUAUUUCUCUUAGUGACAAACAUGAAUGGUUAAGCUUAACUUCUCUUUUUCAUUAACUCAUGUAUUCAUUAUUUUAACUGGUCUGCUGCAGUCUAAAUAUGUAGGUAGUUAUAAAUCGAAUGCAUUCCUGCAAGGAUCAACCGUUUUGCAGAGUACUUUAAUUUAAUUUUCUCUGUCAGAUUCCAUUAGUUCAAAAUGGCACUUCUAAAUGCAGCAACCCUUAAGGAAAAACACUUUAGACUUUUUUUUUAUAGACCACUAUCGUUUGCAAUACCUCAGCAUGCAUCUUUAUACCAAGCUUUAUAGUAUAUAGUUUUUCCUCUUUUUAAAAACAUGAACUUUCACUUUAACUGUUGUUUUCAUUUUACCUUGCUUGGACAUUUGCCCUAUAACCUUAAAGACGUUUGCACAUAAUAUGCUAUUUUUCUAUUGUGUGCCUGUUGUUGGUUUUAUAUGAAUUCCCAAUAAACGUAUUUGCUUCAUGUGUAUACGUCCUGUAACCAUUCUUUCA